Messenger RNA from Zea mays, 2277 nucleotides. The record is from RefSeq and is a predicted model, not a curated record. NCBI's taxonomy places the organism in Eukaryota, Viridiplantae, Streptophyta, Magnoliopsida, Poales, Poaceae.
GGAUGCCCACCCAGGCACCCAUCAUUUUCAGCUGCCGAGACGCGAGACCCAGACAAAAGCAGCCAGCGGAAAAGAGGGGAACCCUCUCAUCCCAUCCCACCAGUUCCCCAAUUCCAUUUCUCCAUCCAUGACAGCUCGCCAUUUCCCCACCUGUUCCUACGCUACCGCCACCUAAAAAAAAUUCCAGGCACCUAGUGCUUCCCAUUCCAAUCUUGCUCAAAGGUCAUUUCAUUUCGGCCGGUGCCUAUUUUAGGCCGAUUGGAGGGAAGGCUGGUCUGUGUUUUAUUUUCCUGCUGCGAGCGCUUUCUUGGGCGAGUUGAAUUUGGGCGCCUCUUGCUCCAGGCAGUAUUUUAUCGAGCUAGAGUCUGGUACCCGGUGAUUCUUGCUUGGUCCAGGCGCCAAGGCGAGGAAUUGGGCCUAGCUCCAGCUCAAAUCUGUGCCUUGUUGCAGACAGAAGGAUUUCUGCAUGGGCGAGUUGAAUUUGGGCGCCUCUUGCUCCAGGCAGUAUUUUAUCGAGCUAGAGUCUGGUACCCGGUGAUUCUUGCUUGGUCCAGGCGCCAAGGCGAGGAAUUGGGCCUAGCUCCAGCUCAAAUCUGUGCCUUGUUGCAGACAGAAGGAUUUCUGCAUGGGCGACCAUAACUAAGAUGUGAGAUUUGGUGGCGUCAGCUCGGCUGGUGGGUGAUUCUCGGUGCGUACACAGACACAUCCCUGGAGCCUGGAGGCUUGAGCUGAUUUGGCGAGGAGGACAGUGCAGGAGAGAGAUGUCUUUCAGGAGCCUGAUUCAGGACAUGAAGGACGAGUUCGGGAGCAUCUCGCGGCAUAGCCUGCGGUCCCGGUCUCACCGCUCCGCCGGGAACGCGGCGCGGGCGGCGGCCGCGGGACCGUCGGAGGCGAUGGAUCAGAGCUGCUGGUCGCAGCUGCCCCCCGAGCUCCUGCGGGAGGUGCUGGUGAGGAUCGAGGCAUCGGAGAGCUGGUGGCCAGCGCGCAAGAACGUGGUGUCAGGCGCCGGCGUCUGCCGGACCUGGAGGGGCAUCAUGAAGGAGGCCGUGCGCGUCCCGGAGGUGUCAGGGAAGCUCACGUUCCCCAUCUCACUUAAGCAGCCUGGCCCAAGGGAUGGCACUCUUAAAUGUUUCAUCAGGAGAAAUCGAACUACUCAGACAUAUUAUCUGUAUAUUGGAUUGACAGAAGCAUUGGCUGAUGAUGGGAAGUUUCUACUUGCUGCACGCAAGUGUCGUAAGCCCACCUGCACAGACUACCUAAUUUCUCUUGAUAAGGUCGAUAUGUCAAAGGGAAGCAGCACCUAUAUUGGCAAGCUAAGAUCAAAUUUCCUUGGAACAAAGUUCACUGUCUAUGAUGCUCAUCCACCAUAUGAUGGUGCUGCGGUCUCAAAGAGUCGCUCUGCACGUGUGGUUGGUUUGAAGCAGGUCUCCCCUAGAGUUCCGGCUGGAAAUUAUCCCGUUUCACAUAUUUCUUACGAGCUAAAUGUUCUGGGCUCCAGAGGUCCAAGAAGGAUGAACUGUGUUAUGGAUUCCAUCCCUGCAUCAGCUGUUAAGGAAGGAGGGAAAACUCCUACACAGACUGAAUUUCCACUUAGCAGCCUUGACUCUUUCCCAUCAUUUCCAUUCUUCAGAUCUAAAUCAGCUCGGAUAGACAGUUCAACGUCGCAAUCAUCCAGUCAGAGGGAAGAUAGGUUGGUGCUUAAGAACAAGUCUCCUAGGUGGCACGAACAGCUGCAGUGUUGGUGCCUGAAUUUCCGUGGGCGGGUCACUGUUGCCUCGGUUAAAAACUUCCAGUUGGUGGCUUCUGAGGACAAUGGACCAGAGAACCAAGAGAGUGACAAGGUGAUUCUCCAAUUCGGAAAGAUCGGAAAAGACUUGUUCACCAUGGACUACGGUUAUCCAAUAUCGGCAUUUCAAGCUUUUGCAAUUUGUCUGAGCAGUUUUGAUACAAAAAUUGCCUGCGAAUGAGGCAAGAGAAAAAUAGGUGCAGAUUUGCUUGUGCAAGCAAAACAUCUGCCCUCUCUCCACCUUUAACUCAACAAUGCUUUUGUCCUCGUCUAUCUGCAGAAGCUGGAUAGCGGUGGCGGAUAGCAUGACAGCAAUAGGGGGAUAGCAUGACAGCAAUAGGAAAACGGUCGCAAACGUAUAUUUAUUCGGUUUGACUUUUUUCUUUAAUUUUGAAUAAAUAAGAUAUAUAAUGUGCAAUACAAAUUUAUAUUUUUGUUUUUAGCAUUGAGUCUGUAAAAGUUCAUAAAAGAUAAAUCUCAAAUUUAUUAUA